AUGGCGCCUCUUAUUCGAGUGAUCGGUUCCCUCAAUGCCGACAUGGUGUCGGUAACACCUCGAUUCCCGUUCCCUGGCGAAACAAUCACCGCGUCAUCCUACUUCCAGAGCGCGGGCGGCAAGGGUGCAAACCAAGCAGUUGCAUGCGGACGCAUGUCCCGACCGAAGCCACAAGCCAACUCAGAAGGCCUUCACACCGACAGUGACGUCCAAGUUGAGAUGGUCGGUGCCGUAGGUGGACGGGACGGCCACUUCUCCGCCCUGCUAAAGCCGACUCUGGAGAAAUCCGGCGUAGACCCAUCACGGGUCCGUGUUAUCGAAGACGCAUAUACUGGUGUGGCAGUAAUCAUCGUUGACUCAUCCUCUGGAGGUGAGAAUCGCAUUGUGUUCUCUCCUGGUGCAAACUACCAGGGUAUGCAAGCGACGCCCGACGUUUUGGCCAUGGCUCUCGCGGCUCCUGUGCCCGACGUGAUCGUGAUGCAAGGCGAAAUACCCGUGGACACAGUGAUAUGGUUCUUAAGAGAAAUUGCGACGUUCAAGACGAAGAAUCGCACUGCUGGGAAGCGCGGCAUUGAGCGUGGCCCUGACGUUAUGCUGAACCCAGCCCCCGCUCCACCCGGUGGACUCCCCGAGGAUGUCUACUAUGGCGUUGAUCAUUUGAUCUUGAACGAGACCGAAGCGGAGCUGAUGACCCCACCAACCGAGCAAUUGCUCCGCAUUGUUCCCGAUGCCGACAAGCUGGAAAACAAGGAGAAGGUGGCGCGAUACUUCCACAAGCUGGGCGUUACUUACGUCUUGAUUACGUUGGGAGCCAAGGGUGUUUGGUACAGUGCUACAGACGGUGGAACUUCUGGACCCAGCGAUGGAGUCCGGCGCUUCACUAACGAACUCCCAGCAGCCCCUGUGUCUCAGGUGUUGGACACCACCGCUGCGGGAGAUACUUUUGUGGGGGCAUAUGCGGUCAAGGUUGCGCGGUGGCGCGAACAGCGCCGUGCAGAGGGCAAGUCUGGAAAGGAUAUUACAGAUGACGAGAAGCCAUAUCGCUACAAGACCGUUAUGGACGAGGCUAUGCAGCUGGCUGCGCGUGCGUCCGCUCGGGCCGUAGAACGGUUGGGUGCAAUGGACAGCAUUCCAUUUGAGGAUGAAGUUUAA
This is a messenger RNA of Penicillium verhagenii, 1152 nucleotides long. Its product is annotated as ribokinase. NCBI's taxonomy places the organism in Eukaryota, Fungi, Ascomycota, Eurotiomycetes, Eurotiales, Aspergillaceae. Gene Ontology annotation, molecular function: ribokinase activity. The transcript has a single exon. Gene Ontology annotation, biological process: D-ribose metabolic process. The coding region runs from base 1 to 1152 and encodes 383 amino acids. The record is from RefSeq and is a predicted model, not a curated record.